Porites evermanni is the source of this 3010-nucleotide messenger RNA. The record is from the annotation of a GenBank genome assembly. NCBI's taxonomy places the organism in Eukaryota, Metazoa, Cnidaria, Anthozoa, Scleractinia, Poritidae.
AUGGAACCUUACAAAGUCCUCGCCUCUAGAGGUGUACGUGGUCGUGGCCGCUUCAGUCAGAGUGCUGGGAGGGGAAGAGCCUCCUCUAAUUCUUUUUUAGGCCAAGACCGGGGCCAUGCUCGGCCCCAGCAGAAUCCUAGGACCCAGUAAGAUCUCCAGCUGAGGUAAGUCAGACAACUCUUGCUACUAUUAUUGCAAAUCAAAUUCCUUUUUAAGGCAGGAGGGCUGCGAGACUGUCUUCAUGUAUGGAAGACUAUCACAUCAGAUCCUUUUAUCUUAGAUGCAGUUACUCACUGUCAUAUUGAAUUUGACUGGGAACCUGGAAUAUGUACUAGUGUUACUAGGCCUUUUUGUUCCUUUACUGAAAUUGAACAGACUAUCAUUGACAAUGAAGUAGAAAAAUUCCUUCUUAAAGGGAUAAUAAGGCUAUCAUCAUAUGAGGAUGGCCAUGUCAUAUCUCCAAUUUUUACAAGGCGUAAGAAAUAUGGGUCUCACAGGGUUAUAUUUAACCUAAAGAAACUGAAUGAGUCAGUGACAUACCAUCAUUUUAAAAUGGACACGUUAGAAACAGCUAUUAGAUUCAUGAGGCCUGGAUGUUACAUGACAUCUAUAGAUCUGAAGGAUGCGUAUUACUCUAUCCCUAUUGCAGAAGAACAUCAGAAAUAUUUGAAAUUUAUUUGGAGAGAUCAAUUAUAUGCUUUCACUAGCCUGCCUAUGGGAUUGACUAGUAGCCCUAGGAUUUUUACGAAAGUUUUAAAAGCGAUCUUUAGCUACGUGAGGAGUAAGUUUGGCCACACCUGUCUGGGCUAACAUUGAUGCCUCUUUCUAUCAGGAAGAUGGUUAUAGGGAGUAUGAAGAAGCCACAUUAUAUGCAAUACAACUUUUUGUCAGUCUGGGUUUUAAAAUCCACCCAGAAAAGUCAUUAAUUAUACCAACACAGAUCUUAGAGUUUUUAGGGUUCAUUUUGAACUCAAUGCUCAUGUCAGUUACUUUGACUAACAAGAAAGCUGUUAAAAUUUUGCAGUUGUGCCAAAAAUUCUCUGUUCCAAAUAAACGGUUUACUAUUCGUGAAGUUGCAUCUUUUCUUGGGACCUUAGUCUCCAGCUUUCCAGGCGUGGAGUUUGGCCCUUUACGUUAUCGCCUCAUUGAGGUUGGCAAAGAAGCGAAUUUGAAAUUGAACCAGGGGAAUUUGGAUUCACUUUUGACCUUGUCUCAUGACAGUUUGGAAGAGGUUCACUGGUGGUCUGCAAAUGUUCUAACAGCAUCAAGAAGAAUUUUUCAUAAUAGUCCUGAUGUAGUUGUUUACACUGAUGCAUCCCAAAUGGGUUGAGGUGCUCAAAUCGAACAUGGGAAUAACACUAGUGGCAUCUGGUCUAAGUCAGGGUCAUCCAGGCACAUAAAUUACCUGUAAUCAUUAGCAGUUAAGCUUGCUCUGUCCUCCCUACUUAAUGCCAGGAACAACAUCCAUGUGCGGUUUAUGUCUGAUAACAACACUGCUGUGUCUUACAUUAAUUCUAUGGGAGGUUGUAGAUCUUUAGAAUGUAACUCCAUUGCUAAGGAUACUUGAGAUUGGGCUAUUGACAAAGAUAUUUGGUUAUCAGCAGCCCAUAUUCCAGGAUCAAGCAAUAUUGAUGCUGAUAAGUUAUCUCGGAAUUUGAAUUUGGAUCUGGAAUGGAUGCUUUCCGCUCCGAUUUUUCAGAGAAUAGUAGCUUUAUUUGGUAAACUAGAUAUAGAUCUAUUUGCUAGUAGACUUAAUGCUCAGGUGGAGGAUUAUGUUUCCUGGAAACCACAUCCAAUGGCAAAGUUUGUAGAUGCUUUUACCAUUGAUUGGUCACAAUUUUUGUUCUAUUCUUAUCCUCCAUUUUGUCUUGUUUCAGGGUGUGUACAGAAAAUAAUUCACGACUAGGCAUCAGGAAUUCUAGUAAUUCCCUUGUGGACAACUCAGCCUUAUUUUACGGCUGUACUGAGCCUACAGAGCCUACAACAGAAACGCCACGUGUAUUAAAUGCUUUAGUUCAGAAUCUGAUUCAUCCAACCCUGGACGGUCCUCAUCCCCUACACCAACGACUGCAGUCGAUGGUAUGUUAGUUAUCAGGCGAUCCUUGCAAGAGUCUGAGAUUUCGUCAGGCAUUGUCGACAUCAUCAUGCAUUCAUGGAGAGACAGCACUCAGAAACAAUAUAAAGUGUAUAUUAGCAAGUGGCUGCAAUUUUCCAGUGAAAGGAAGAAUGAUCCGUUGCAUCCCACUGUAACGGCUGUACUCUUUUUCUGCACAGUCUUUUCAAGAGUGGCUUGAGCUAUUCUGCGCUGAAUACAGCUCGGUCUGCAGUCUCUAACAUCGAAAUGCGUGAUAGUGAUGCUCCGUCUCAUACACCUGUAGGAAAGCAUUUCCUUGUUUGCCGUUACCUUAAAGGGGUCCGUAUAAUUAUACUGUCCUUGAUUACUUGAGUUUAUUUUGGCCUUUGCACGAGAUCAUUUUGAAGGAACUCACCCUAAAAUUAGUCAUAUUGAUUGACUUGACUACGGGGCAGAGGUGUCAGACUUUGACCUUUUUGGACACAUCAGAGCAAUAUAUGCAGAAGAAUGAUACAUGUUUUAAUUUUGCCUUAACUGAACACUUAAGCAGGACAAACCUGGCAAAGUUUUUGGCAAUGUACGCCUUUACAAGUAUCCAGUAAGGGAACUGUGUGUUUAUGAAAUAUUAGAUUCUUGCCUACGGCCUACUGAAAAGCUUAGAAAUUCUUCAAAAUUGCUUGUUUCGUACAUUAAGCCCUAUAAGGCAGUAACCUCAACUACUAUUGGGCGCUGGUUCAAAACUUUGUUGCGGGUGUUGAUACAGAAAUAUUUUCUGUUCAUAGCAUUAGGUGUGCUGCAACGAGUAAAGCUCUUACGUCAGUUUCCACUGAUGUGAUUCUAGCUACAGCUGGGUGGACUGAGGAGUCCACUUUUCGGACGUUUUACAACAAGCCAGUUGCUGUAACAAACCAGAUGAGUUUGGCAGUUCUCACUUAG